Cyphellophora attinorum is the source of this 2475-nucleotide messenger RNA. RefSeq lists its product as uncharacterized. The coding region runs from base 1 to 2475 and encodes 824 amino acids. The record is from RefSeq and is a predicted model, not a curated record. Gene Ontology annotation, molecular function: guanyl-nucleotide exchange factor activity. NCBI's taxonomy places the organism in Eukaryota, Fungi, Ascomycota, Eurotiomycetes, Chaetothyriales, Cyphellophoraceae. The transcript has 3 exons.
AUGUCAAAGUCUGGCAACUUGGCCGCGCUUUCCUCGAUACUGAGCGCAUCGCCUGCCGAUCGACCAACUCUGUACUAUGCGGAAGAUCCCCCGUACCUACCUCGGAUCCUCAUCUUCUACUGGCCCGUACAAGGUGUCAGCUCGUUCGCAUCGACUUCACGAGUCAGGCUCACCAUACUGAGCGCAGCAGGCUUCAAGGCGUUUACUCCAUUCUCCAUCGCGCCCUCGAGCGCCUACUACUCGGCAGUACAUAAGCUGUCUGACGAACGCCAGAGAGAUGAGGUCUCACGUGCUAUCGCAUUCGGUCUGUUCAGAUACUUCUCGGAAGUGCCGGCAGACGUGAAGAACAAUAUAACGGAUGAGAACCUCAAGGAGGGCAUCGGUCUGAAAUGGGGUCAGACACAUGCUGCGCAGAUCACAAGUGCGUGCACGAAGGUCACGAAUACGGAUGAGAUUAUUGAGGCUUUAAGACCUUUCUCAAAAGAGCGUCCUGCUAGUCCCGCAACACCGGUGCGACCUCUUGCGUCGAUCAGGAAGACCCGACCAUCCUUCCUCCCACAAGAGGCAAGGACUCAGGCCACACCUUCGAGGAGAACACCGAGCUCUCAAGCAAGACGGACGCCGUCGAAUUCAGCCACACCAACGACCCGAAAGAAUGCGCCUACUCCAGUCAAGACGCCAUCAAACCAGAAUGCUGUCAGCAUAGAGAAGCUCGAAUCUCUGCGUUUUAAGAUGUGCGAGUUCGUGGAUACUGAAGAUCGAUACAUCAUCCGUCUGCAAGAAUUGAUCGAGCUUGUCACCAACCAAGGCAGGACUCCAAAAUCUCUCAGCUCGAAAUUUACCAGUUCUUCUAAGCAAAAGACUGUGAAUGCGAUGAUCCAGUUUCCAUCUCUCCUCGACACUCUCAAAGAUCUCAAUAUCGCCUUCCUCGAUGACAUCGAAGGAGUGCUACAGAAGACGGAGGACUCUGCUUUGGCGUUCAUCGACCAAGCAGGCGGUGCCACGACUAUUGAAUUGCACCAGCUAGUAAAAGAUCCUAUCGGUGUCUAUGCCUUCGCCAAAAUCCUCUUGACUCACUUUCCCAAAUUCCUGCUGCCAUAUCGCGACUACCUGGACCUGCACUCCCUCAUAUCAUCGAAUCUAGAUCAGUACUUGAGAGACGGCACCACAUCAAUCCAGACAGUGCCUUCAUUGCUGAUGGAGCCUGCCCAGCGGAUCUCACGGUAUGGUCUGUACAUAGACACCAUGCUUCCACACGUGCCGUCGACAUCCACAAUGGCUACGCGCACUCUGGAGAAAGCACGAAAGAUAAUCGCUGAGAUCUGCGAGAUGGAGCCAGCAGCGAGCACGAUUCUGGACUCUUUACGCGUGGAGCAUGAGGCAAAGCGGGUCGGACUGCGCGCGUACUCACCUACGAAGUUGCUGGGCACACUCACACGAACCCACGGAAGUGUCAGAGAGGCGCCUGCUGUCACAAAAGACCAGCCGCAGACACCUCGGUUGUUCCAUAGUUUGGGACGCAGUCUGAGCCGGAAAAACAAGAGCCGUGCUGGGCUUAACGGCAUCUUGAGCGAGCAUAGCAGGACGCCAUCACAGCAGGCGCAGACACAAAUCAACAACGGGACCUUCCCAGUUGUCACAAAGCCAACGACUCGUGGUGACGAGAACCGGCCACCAACGUCCUCCUCGAACGCAUCUUUCGGCUCGUUCACCUCGCGAAUGAGGCCGCAGACGGCAACUUCGCAGAAAUCCGCUGCCUCAACGUCAAGGCUGAAUCUGGAGAGUAUUCCUUCGCUACCUCCCACACCCGCCCAUCCGGAGCCAGUUUCGGCGGAGCCAGAGGACGCAAAAGUCAAGAAGGAUAGUCUCGACUCGACCACUACAAUUGGCGGCGGCGUAAGCGGAGGCCAGAAGACGCUGGAACAUUACAAGGCGGCACUUAUGCGCGUCGAAGAGGAGAACUACAAGCUGCUGCAGGAGAACGCCGAGCUGAAGAGGCAGACCACAUCUGCCGUCGUCACCCUUGUGACCCUCACCUCGACUGCUCUCGCGGGCGUGGUGUUCCCUCCCCCUAACGCUUACAAUAGUACAGCACCGCCCACCUUCGAUGACCUUGUCCCUCGCAAGGCCUCUGACUGGACCUGCGAAGCUACCGAGAGGCCCGGGCCAAACGUACAUCUCGAUGAGGCCGGGUGCAAGGGCAUAACUCCGCAGAUCUGCGCAGACCACGCAGUGUGCAAUGAGAAGACUGUCAAGGACUCUGUCGGUAAGGAGUGCAAGGUGCAGAGCGUGAGCUUCGACAAAUGGGGAGAGUGCAGAAAUAUGGAUCUGGCCUGCCACUGCAAGGGCAACAAGGGCACGAAAUGCGAGUACAAGGAAUUCAAAGACAAGCCGAAGCGUGACGCAGACAAAUCGAAGGUCCCGCAGAUGCACCACGUGCCCUCUAAGAGCCAGCCCUUCAAGUGCCCGGCUUAA